This is a messenger RNA of Manis pentadactyla (Chinese pangolin), 3693 nucleotides long. It is a transcript of the gene DCLK2, whose product is annotated as doublecortin like kinase 2. Gene Ontology annotation, molecular function: protein kinase activity; ATP binding. The record is from RefSeq and is a predicted model, not a curated record. Gene Ontology annotation, biological process: intracellular signal transduction; protein phosphorylation. The coding region runs from base 142 to 2433 and encodes 763 amino acids. Lineage: Eukaryota; Metazoa; Chordata; Mammalia; Pholidota; Manidae. The transcript is spliced from 17 exons.
GAGGGGGCGGGACGCCAGCGCCAGGUGGCCGGGCGCGUUUGCCCGUCCUAGCCGUCCCUGCGGUGCUGCUUGCCGCGACCCUAGGCUACCUGGAGGCUUUGGCCACGACGGUGUCGGUGGGGAGCCCUCGGAGCGGCCGUGAUGGCCAGCACCAGGAGUAUUGAGCUGGAGCACUUUGAGGAACGGGACAAAAGGCCGCGGCCGGGGUCGCGGAGAGGGGCGCCCAGCUCCUCCGGCGGCAGCAGCAGCUCCGGCCCCAAGGGGAACGGCCUCAUCCCCAGCCCGGCGCACAGUGCCCACUGCAGCUUCUAUCGCACGCGCACGCUGCAGGCCCUGAGCUCGGAGAAGAAGGCCAAGAAGGCGCGCUUCUACCGGAAUGGGGACCGCUACUUCAAGGGCCUGGUGUUUGCCAUCUCCAGCGACCGCUUCCGGUCCUUCGAUGCGCUGCUCAUGGAGCUCACCCGCUCCUUGUCGGACAACGUGAACCUGCCCCAGGGCGUCCGCACCAUCUACACUAUCGACGGCAGCCGGAAGGUCACCAGCCUGGACGAGCUGCUGGAAGGUGAGAGUUACGUGUGUGCAUCCAACGAACCAUUUCGUAAAGUUGAUUACACCAAAAAUAUUAAUCCGAACUGGUCUGUGAACAUCAAGGGUGGGACAGUGCGAGCGUUGGCUGCUCCCUCCUCGGUGAAAAGUGAGAUGAAGGAAAGUAAAGAUUUCAUCAAACCCAAAUUAGUGACUGUCAUUCGAAGUGGAGUGAAGCCUAGAAAAGCCGUGCGGAUCCUUCUAAAUAAGAAGACUGCUCAUUCCUUUGAGCAGGUCUUAACAGAUAUCACUGAAGCCAUUAAACUAGACUCAGGAGUGGUCAAGAGACUCUGCACACUGGACGGAAAGCAGGUCACUUGUCUACAAGACUUUUUUGGUGAUGAUGAUGUUUUUAUUGCUUGUGGACCUGAAAAAUUCCGUUACGCUCAAGAUGAUUUUGUCCUGGAUCAUAGUGAGUGCCAAGUCUUGAAGUCAUCUUAUUCUCGCUCCUCAGCUGUGAAGUAUUCUGGAUCCAAAAGCCCUGGACCCUCUCGACGCAGCAAAUCACCAGCUUCAGUAAAGAGGGGUGGCCACUACUCCAGUGCCUACUCUACAGCCAAAUCCCCAGUUAAUGGAACUCCCAGCAGCCAGCUUUCCACUCCUAAAUCUACAAAAUCCUCCAGCUCCUCUCCAACCAGUCCAGGAAGUUUCAGAGGAUUAAAGCAGAUUUCUGCACAUGGCAGAUCUUCUUCCAAUGUAAAUGGUGAACCUGAACUUGAUCGUUGCAUGAGUCCUGAAGGUGUAAAUGGGAACAAGUGCUCUGAAUCAUCAACUCUUCUUGAGAAAUACAGAAUUGGGAAGGUUAUUGGUGAUGGCAAUUUUGCAGUAGUCAAAGAGUGUAUGGACAGGUCCACUGGAAAAGAAUUUGCCCUGAAGAUUAUAGACAAAGCAAAAUGUUGCGGAAAGGAACACCUGAUCGAGAAUGAAGUGUCAAUACUGCGCCGAGUGAAACAUCCAAACAUCAUCAUGCUGGUCGAGGAGAUGGAGACAGCUGCCGAACUCUUUCUGGUGAUGGAAUUGGUCAAAGGUGGAGACCUCUUUGAUGCAAUUACCUCUUCAACCAAGUACACUGAGAGAGACGGCAGCGCCAUGGUGUUCAAUCUGGCCAGUGCCCUCAGGUAUCUCCACAGCCUCAGCAUCGUGCACAGAGACAUCAAGCCAGAGAACCUAUUGGUGUGUGAAUACCCCGAUGGGACCAAGUCUUUGAAGCUGGGAGACUUUGGGCUGGCCACUGUGGUAGAGGGCCCUUUGUAUACAGUCUGUGGCACCCCCACUUACGUGGCUCCAGAAAUCAUUGCGGAAACAGGCUAUGGUCUGAAGGUGGACAUUUGGGCAGCAGGAGUGAUCACGUACAUACUUCUCUGUGGAUUCCCACCAUUCCGAAGCGAGAAUAAUCUCCAGGAAGAUCUCUUCGACCAGAUAUUGGCUGGGAAGCUGGAGUUCCCAGCUCCCUACUGGGAUAACAUCACUGACUCGGCAAAGGAAUUAAUCAGCCAAAUGCUUCAGGUAAACGUUGAAGCCCGGUGUACUGCAGGACAAAUCCUGAGUCACCCCUGGGUGUCAGAUGAUGCCUCCCAGGAGAAUAAUAUGCAAGCCGAAGUAACAGGUAAACUAAAACAGCACUUUAAUAAUGCGCUCCCCAAACAGAACAGCACCACCACCGGGGUCUCUGUGAUCAUGAACACGGCUCUAGAUAAGGAGGGGCAGAUCUUCUGCGGCAAGCUCGGCCCGGACAGCGGCCGGCCGGGGACGGAGCCCGCCUCCCCGCCGCCUCCCGCGGCCCCCGCCCCCCCGGAGUCCGCCGCGGGCCGCGAGCGGGCCGGGCCCUGGCGCCGCCACCGUGACUGAGCCGCGGCCGCCCUCCGGAGGCUGGGCCUCGCGUCCUGCCCGCGCGCCGCCCCCGGUCCUGGGGCGGCCUGUCGGUGUCGGGGGCGGACACUCGGGGUGCCUCGUUUUAAAUUAUUUGUAUUUUCAACUCAAUGGACAUUAUACAGUGUUAUCAGGAGAACGGGCAACUUUUAUCCAGGAUUUAAUGAAUUUUUAUAGAAAUGCUUUGGAUGAACCGAGACCUGUCCUUUCUUCAAGGAGACCUGGAGUGCUCCACCUUUUCUUACGGAGAACUCAGCGCCGCCCCUGCCCCUCUGGGUGUCCUGCGAGAGGGGGCGCGAUGCCGACCCCGCCAACCGGCCCGGGGCUGCCCUGCGCCGGAGGAAGCGAGCUGAGCGGACGGCCUGGCCCCAGGCGCUACUCCGGACUCCGCCGAGUGCUUUCGGGGCGCGAGGCAGCAGCCCCCGUACAGCUGGGGUCGCGGCUCGCGUAGGACAACACUGGGUAUUUAUUUGUGCACAGACCACAGGGCAAGGCCCCUUUCUUCCCUAGACACUGUGUGUUUCCCCCCCAGCUCUUCCCACGUAUUUGUUAGGAAUUGCUAAUCGAGCGGUCCCUUGGGCUUCUGAACGAAGGCCCGGCUUGGGGCGUGCGGCGCCGCCUGGCAGCAGGGGGCCCUUCUCGGCAAGCCCACCCGCAGAGCAGGGCACCCGGGGUCGCCGCCAGGACCCGGGCAGGAAGGUGCCCCAGACCCCCUCUGUUCCUAACCUUCUGGAAGGCUGCUGGCAGUUUUUCCUUUUUCCCACCACACUGCUCUUUUUAAGAAUUGUACAUAAUCAGUGUAUUUGUUUCACCUGCUCGUCUUCUCACCUGGUGGUCCCUGCAGUUCACUCUCACUGUUAGACUUUUGCCUCCUACACGUGUACCCAACCUGCAAUAAACUCCUCCUUGAGCGAAAGUAAUCGGGGGUGGGCAGAGGUUUCUGUCGUGGUGUUUUGCAAAAGGAAGCGUGGUUAGCGCGCAACCUCCGCAGCCCAGGUUCCGGCAGGUGCCACUGUCACAGUCUGUGUGACGUCUCGGGGCUGAAGGGGGAAGAGAAGAGGGAACAGUGCUGGGGAAUAACACAUGAAGCUGUGUUCUCGUCACAGUUCAUUUGAUUACAGGUGCAGAAGCUCAUGCCGCCAAGGCUCAAGAAUCGUAGGGUGUUCUCAGUAUGUAACAGAGGGGUCUUAACCAACGGCAAGGCCAGGCUCUAUGUGGAAUCUCUCUGAGACAAUGCAG